Molecule: messenger RNA, 2832 nt
Organism: Nomascus leucogenys (northern white-cheeked gibbon)
Lineage: Eukaryota; Metazoa; Chordata; Mammalia; Primates; Hylobatidae
Source: RefSeq, a predicted model, not a curated record
AUAGUUUUAGCUAAUGGACCUAUAGGAAGCAACCCUGGGAGGGACCGUCCUUCUGCAGAGGCCUGCGGGCAUUGAGGCUAUCAAUCCCCAGGGCUUGGGGAGCAGGAGGGGAGAACACCAAGUGCUCUUACUCUCCUGAGCUCCUUUUGAUGUGUAAGCUUUGUUUUUGGCCCUCUUUGAAGGCAGGGCCAAACUUUUCUUAGUGCCUCUCACCCUAGGGUAGCCCUCCAGGGGAGGUGCUUCUUGAAUGGCUGGAUUGGCCCUGCCCACCGUCAAACUGCUACGUGUAGGAAUAGCUGAUGAGGAAAUACACAAGGCCCCAGUGCCCCUUGGCCUCUUUAUAAAAGGAGAAGUUGGAAGGGGAUUGUGGGAGGAGCCCCUGGGGGCCUGGCCUGUCCUCCACCACAACUUGGAGUUGCUGCCAGCAGAGGAUCUGUGCCUCAGCUGAGGACUAGCUCCGGAAUGUCGUAGGGGUGUGACUGUGUAGGUCUUCUCCUCCUCCUCGUUUCUGUGGCAUGGCACAGGUUGCCUGGUUGCUCGAGCCUUCCCCACGUUGACAUCCUCCACAAGCUUGCCUUUGCUGUGUCUACAGCUUAGCAACCCAUUCUGGAGGGCACUUUCUGGUGCUUGGAAGGAGAGAAGAAAGCAAAAGUCACAUGCCUGGCAUGGCCAAGUCAGAGACAGAUCCACCUGUCAGAGGAAGGAAGAAGUAAAGGGGGCAUGCAGGGCUUUUGGGGGCCAGAUUGGCUCAGAAACAUGUAGGUCAAAAGAAUAGAGGCGGCCCAGUCUAUAGGCUUCACAAGGAGCCAUGGCCUGUAUUUGGGGCAUUGGGGAGCAUAAGGCAUCUGAACUGGUCCAGAUCUCACUCUUAUCUUGGGCCAAGCCAACGUGGAGAGAAGCAACCCAACCAGACUCUUGGCAGCCUGCCUUACAGGGUAGCCCACCUUAUAGGGUAGCCCUCAUAUCUGCCCAAUGCCAGCCCUCUACUGCCCCAGCUUUGGUACAGGAGUGAGGGAGAAGCUGGAGCUUGCACACCCAGUGGCUAGUGGGGCUGUCUUCCCAGCUCCUCCUCAGGGCUUUCCUGUCGGUGCCAAGCCAGUUCCCCAGCCAGGUUUCCAUGUGCCAUUUGCCAGCGUGUGGGAGCUCUGGUGCGUGAGGGUGUUUGCAGAAGAGGGCAGUUUCCUUUCAGAUGGCCUCAGGAAGGGAAAAGAGUGCUCCCUCCAGCCCCUAGGUAGCCUUGGCCAGGGAUGUGGGCCAAGAAGAGUCUGUGGAGCUGGCCAACUUGUGGCAUCCACUCCAAAUAGCAGAGACCCAGUCACGCCUGCUUCUGGUCCUCCCUGCCCUCAGUAUUUGGUUUUGUACACCAAAGAUGAUCUGGCCCAUCUUCCCAGAGGCACAACAGUAACAUGUUCCUCUGUCAGCCUGUGAAGGCAUGCAGGGUUCCGAAGCCACAGACUCAGUCUUCCCAAGUCAGCAAUCUCUUUCUCUCUCUCUCUCUCUCUCCUCAAACUUCAUCGCAUUCAUAGAAGCUGCUUGCAGGGUCGCCGGGCUAACCAGGGUGAUCGGCGAACUUUACCGUACAGUACCUCAGUCUAGCUGUCAGAUCAUCCCUUUUGCUGUAGCCUCUGUUGAGGUUUUUAUAUUUGUGAUCAUUGGUAAUUCAGUGUCUUAUGAAGUGGGCACAGCUCCCCACAGAGAGCAAGUUGUCAGCAGGUCUCUGCGCACUGGUGUUGGGACAGGGCAGUGCCCUGGGGGUAAGCUAGGUGGCUCGGGGGUGGCAGAAGGGCCCAUUUUCCCCCCUUCCUCUGCCAAAAAGACUUCCUUGGAUUUGUAGAUGUUGACCCAGAGUCAUCUCUCCCCUCCUGAAGAGGAUUUUCUUACUGGUUUCUACUGAAGGGGAAGUAGGGGAGGAGGAAAAAAGGACCAUGUGUGAUGCUGUUAGACAAGACACUGACGCUGAUUAUGGAGGGUCUCCUGCAGGCCCUUGUGGGCUCCUUGGCAAGGCCCCAGGCUGGGAAGGAGCUCCCCCCACUGCCCAUCCUGCCCGCUUUGUGGUGGGUAGAGUCAGUGACAGGGAGGCAGCCCUCCUUUUGUGUAUAUAGAGUGAGCUGAUUUGGGCUCAGGAAAACCUAGUUGCUUGUUGCUCUUGUCUGUGACAUUUUUGUACACUGGUUUGCUACUCAUGGCAAGAAACAGACAAAGCCCCAUGAAAAAUAAAACAAAAGAAAAGUCAUUUCAAACAAAGCUGUUGUUUUGAAAACUCUUGCUUUCUUUUGGUGUCCAUUUUGUGUUCUAUUUUAAAUAAUCUUUCAUUUAUAUUGGUGUUAUUGUAGUGAAGAGAAUGUGAUAGGCUGAUCUGUAAUGGUUUCUGUCAGGAGCUUAGCAAACGCCUCUGCCCCUCUUCCCCUACCCCUGUCCUUCCUCAAUUCCCAGCUGGGAUUGCUAUGCACUGGGCAGACCUGUCACUGUCUCCCCUGAACCCCCACACAGUGGCUUCCCUUAGAACCAGUCUUUGUACUCUCCCUAAACAGCAGCAGGCUUAGGAUUUUUGUCAGGCUGGUUCUUGCGUGCUCUGUGCCCCCACCAGUUUGCUCACCUCUUGGGGCAUUUUGUAAUGUGUUUUCUCUGUCUUGUAAAACCUUUUGAUUGUACCAAAAUGGUUUCUGCAGUCGCCUUUGGAAAUAAAUGGUCGUUAAUUUGUGUACUUAGCAUUCUGAAUUUUAGUCUCAGGUGUUUCUGUUGUUGAAGAUCCUUGAAUGAAAAGGAACCCUCACCGUGGGGCUUACUGUUAUAAUGUUUCUUCAUUUACUGUUAUUAAAAGAUUUAUGAGAA